AUGAAUCCUGCAACUUCUACGAACACUUUCAAAGAUGAACUUCCGAUCGGGAGUGAAGCGAUAUCCCGUUCUGCUCUUGAACAUGAUAUUCGACUGCUCAUAGUUGGAUACCAAAAAAAGCAUGACAUAUAUGAUGCAGAGUACAUAUACGAGAAAAUGAGAGCGGAUGAUGCGUUCGAGUUUGUCGCUGUUAUUGAUCCUUGCGGAGAAUAUGGAAAUAUAGGAAAAGGAUUAAAAAAGGUUUAUAUUAAUACAUAUUUUGUAACCAUCCCAAAUUAUGUAGUAGAAAUUAAAGACGAAUUAAACACAGGGCCUUUAGGUGAAUUUGAAUGUCCAGAAUCUUUGAACUGUCUUGAUCAAAUAGUCAACCAAUAUCAUUUAAAAAAACGAAAAAUUUCUGAAACAGAGGAGGCAAAAGCUGCAUCACGCAAGAUUACUCGUGACAAGAUGAAUUCAAGAACAGAAGAUCAACUAAUAGAUAUCUGGUCAAUUGUUGCACCUUUAAGUGCGUCUGAUGAAAAACUUGCCGAUAAUCUUAGAAGUAAACUUGAGCAGAUCAAGAAGGAACGACAUGAGUAUUUAUCAAAAGUCGACGAAGCAAUUUAUAUGAAUUAUAAUGAAGAUGAUAGUGGCGAUGGAAAUGUUGUACCAAAUGUGUCUGAAAAGGAUACCGCAUUCGAAGUUCGGAAUAGAAUAAGAACUCAAGAUUAUCGGAACAAUAAUAGACAAUUUGUACCUUUCGCCUUACGUGCUACUUUAAAGGCAAUGGAAAAAGAGACGUUAGCACGAUCAUUUAGCAUGAACGCCCCGCCACCACCAUCUAAAGCGUUAUCGUCUUUAGGAAGACCGGAUAUCCGAUAA
Molecule: messenger RNA, 861 nt
Organism: Dentiscutata erythropus
Lineage: Eukaryota; Fungi; Glomeromycota; Glomeromycetes; Diversisporales; Gigasporaceae
Source: the annotation of a GenBank genome assembly